CCCACAGAUCUCUAUUUGCUCAAACCUAUUUUAGUUUAAGUGGGAAGUGACUAGCAAGACCAUUAUUUCCUACAGAUUGCCUAAUUACAUUUUUAAAAAGGUGAUGGUGAGCCACUGUGUUGAAUACCGCUGUCCUCCUGAUGACAUUACUCACAUAGUGCUGUGGGGAAGGAUACUCCAUGGUUUAGACCAGUGGUUCCCAACCUUUUUUUUGGCCAUGCCCCACCUAAUCACCUCUAAAAUCCUGAUGCCCCCCCCCCCCCCCCUUGCUUUCCCUUGAGAGAAAACGGAGGAAAUAGAUAUUAUAAGGGUAACUUAGCAAAAGCUCUUUGAAUCGCAUUUCUAAAUCCAAUUCAAUAAAUAAGGUUCUCCCAUGACCUCGCGCGCUUCGUGCGACGUGCAUGAAGAGCGAUGGCGCGGUGAUUAUGUAAUAACUACAAAAUAAAGACCUUUUUUACCCCAAAAAAAUUAUUUACUCAAAAUAACAUCUGAAACAUAAAGUACAUAUGUUUACCUGAUGGAAAAUCCAAAAAAAUAAAAAUCGAAAAUUUGGACCCAGACCUCCUCAGUCGCGCUCAAUUGCCCCCCUUAAAAAUCAAAUUGCCCCCCUGUGGGGCGUACGCCCCACGUUGGGAACCACUGGUUUAGACGGAACAACAAUUAGAGGCAAUGAAAUAUAUCCAUGUCAGAAUGUGUGUGACUUGGAAAAUCCUGCAGGCACUGAGCACUGGAUCCAGUUUGGUGAGAAUCUGGAUGUUUAUCUGUAUACUAUAACUAGGGAAUAUAAAAUACAAUAUUUUUUGAACCAUGCUCCCUAAUUUCUCCAGUGUAUUGUUUUCUGAACCUUUACUGGCAGUGUUCCACCAUUUCAACUGACACCACCUGCUUCUUCCAUUGAUGAGGAAUGGAUAAGUAACCCUGAAAGCUAAUUUAAAGUCUCUGGUGGCUGAGUAAGUGUUGAUGCACCUGCUAUCCACUUAGCCAUGAACUGAGAUGGGUGCCAGUUGGGGUUGUGAUAAAAGUCCUUGGCAGUAUGAAGAGGCGGCGAUACCUCAAGUUGUCGGUGGUGUUACUGGUGAUUCUAGGCUCCACCUAUUACUUAAUCAAUGAGAAAAUUCAAUUCCGUAGUGGUGUUUACGGUAGGAAUUUCGCCUUGCUUCUGCCGUUUGCUGGAGUGAAGAAGACAGAGGAUGUUGAAGCAACUAAAUCUGAAAGCAAGAACCCAUUUUUGUGUUCUUCAGACAUCGGACACAAAAGUUGGCCAGCAAAUGCGUUGGCCAAGCCAGAAACCCUGCCGUUUGGGACAUUGAGCACAGAAAGAUAUUUCAAAACAAUUCUUGAAAAUUUGGAGACCUGUGAUCUUCCACAUCAGUUGAAGAACUUAUCUUGUCUGCGUUGUAUUGUCAUUGGCAAUGGGGCAGUACUUCGAAAUAGGAACUUGGGGAAAAAAAUCAACUCCUACGAUAUUGUCAUCAGAUUAAACAAUGGCCCUGUGAUUGGAUACGAAAAUGAUGUUGGGAAUAAAACAACAUUUCGAUUGUGUUACCCAGAAUCUGUUUUUAUCGAUCGUAGCUCGCGUGAUGACAACACUACAAUGGUUUUUGUUCCUUUUAAGACUGUGGAUUUGCGAUGGUUAAAAGAAGUGCUCUUAAAGAAGAGAGUGUCCUUGCGAGGCUUCUGGAAGAAACCACCAUUGGAACUUAUUUACAAGAAAGCUCAAGUUAGGGUUCUAAACCCUUCUGUUGUUCAGAAAGCAGCUUUUGAGUUGCUGCAUCUUCCGAAAGUUGUUGCAUGGCCAAAGCCUCCUCAAUAUCCAACAACUGGGAUCAUUGCAUUAUCGAUGGCACUUACCAUGUGUGAUGAAGUUCAUGUAGCUGGCUUCAAGUAUGAUGCUAAGAAUCGUAAUGGCACUUUACAUUAUUACGGCAAUGAAACCAUGGCAACCAUGGAAAAAACGCAGUAUCAUAACAUUACUGCUGAACAAAUGCUUCUGAACAAGUUGAAAUUAUCAAAUAGAAUUUUUGAUUUGACUGGAUCUUAUUGAAAGGAGCGUCGACAUUGAGAUCGUUACAACACUGUUAUGAUAUCAAUAUUAAAGGGAACCACAGCCACUCCUUUUGUCUGGGCUUCCUUCACCUGUAUGGGAACACAAAGCACUCAUGUUUGGAUCACUGAAAAAAAUCUGGCACAGGUGACUGAAACAAUUCCUUGUGGAAAAGUGGGAGCUGCAAGUACUCUUGAGGUAUUGAGGUUCACUAUCAUGGACUAUGUAACAAUAGAUGUCAGAAGGUUUAUUCGUUGACAAAAAUUGUCGUGGUUGAAGGAGGGUUUUUGCUUUUGGAAAUCUCAUUUUAAAAAGAUUUAAUUAACCAGCACAUUGCCUUUGUUUUUGUAAAUGAUAGAAUAUAUGUAUUUUGUUUGUGAUUGCUGAUUAUGUGAAGUUGUAAUUUUGAUUUGAAUAUUAUCUGCUCAGGACUGAGGCACGGUUAAUUUAUUUUGUGAUUCCAAGCAAAAUUCUCGAGCAAAGUUAUUUUGUAAUCACUCUUAUAGUUAAGUUAAAUUGUAAUAAACGUUUUAAUAGAUUUAUAAUUCGGAUAAAAUGGUGAAUGUUUCAAAUAAUUAAUAAAUGUUUGAAUUUUCCUGGAAGAAAAUUAUCUAUUAGCAAUUUACAUAACACUUUGCAAAGCUAGCAAACAUGUGAAGUUCAUUCAUGUUUCUCUUUACUGUUGCAAGCUGCUUUUGAGAUGUAUAUAUUUUUUGUUCUCUUUGUUAUUGGCAUUGUUCUGUAAAUUGUUUUCCAAAUUUGCUCUAAUUCCAUUCUGAAUUUUGUAGACUCACCUGCUAAGUAAUGGCAACAUUUCUGCCUUAAAUUUGAAAAUGUUAGUACAAUUAUUUGUCGUUUCAUUUUGUAUAAAAAUUAGUUUCAAUGAAGAUUUGGAGUUGUCGCAAUCCUUUUAUCAAUUACUAAGGACAUGUACAUCCAGUUAACUGCUCUGCAUCGUACUGUCAAUUAUAUAUUUAAAAAACUGGAGUUCCAAAAUAGACAUUCAAUUCUGAGUUUUGUCAAAGGAGAAUAUAAUUAAGUGGAUAGAAGAAAACGGUCAAUUACAUGUUCAAAACUCUGGAUCUGCACCUUCUGAUGUAUAGUUCCUGCAGGGGGGGGCGAGUGUAGUUCCCAUAGUGCGUUCGGCCGAAUGCACUACUCUCUGCAGAGCCUUCUUAUCCUGAGCAGAGUAGUUCCCAAACCAGAUUGUGAUGUUGCCGUACAAGAUGCUUUCUACAGCCCUCGAGUAGAAGUACUGAAGGAUCCUCAGAGAAACUCUGAAUUUCCUGAGGUGGUAAAGGCACGGCAUUUCCUUACUCACCAGUAAGUACCUGUACGUCUUUGGAAUGUGGGAGGAAGUCGAAAACCUACGCAAUCACCGGAAGAACAUGCAAACACAGUACAGAUAGCACCCGUAGUCGGGAUCGAUCCCAUGUCUCUGGUGCUGAAAGUGCUGUAAGGAACAACUCUACCACUGCGCCACUGUGCCGCCAUGUUGGAAAGUAAUUGUUCAUGAACCAGGUGGUGUAGGUCUGGCAGUCAGAAGAGAGCAUGGACUGAAUGGUGGGGAUUCUAAAUGGUAGAUGCUGCUGCCUUGAGCCAGGACCUCUGUCCACUCCUCUGCAGCCUUUUGCGUUCUUGUGCUUUAGAACUGCUCAACCAGGCCUUGAUGCAACCUGUCAGGAUACUUUCUACAGUCCAUCAAUUAAAUGUAAUUGGAAUUAUUGUGACAAUUAUUGGUGGCUCAGCGGUAAAGUUGCUGUCUUACAGUGCCACAGACCUGGGUUCGAGCCUGAGUACGGGUGCUGUCUGUAUGGAAUUUGUACAUUCUCCCCGUGCCCUGUGUAGGUUUUCUCCGGGUGCUCCAGUUUCCUCUCACACUCCAAAGAUGCGCAGCUUUAUGGCUAAUUGGCUUCGGCAAAAUUGUAAGUUGUCCCUAGUGUCUGUACGAUAGAAUUAGUGUGUGGGGAUCACUGGUCGGUAUGGAGUUGAUGGUCCGAAGGGCCUGUUUAAGCGCUGUAUCUCGAAACUAAAGUAGGGGAAUAUGCCAGUCAAGCCUUACACAUCACGGUCCUUUAAAAUCACCACAGUUAAACAGCACAUUUGGAAGAAAUAACCUUUUUAAACGCUCAAGGUUAUACUUUGGUGCUGAAUUUUUUUUUGCAGUAGAAUCUCUGCACUGAGCCUCAAAUCCAUAAACAUGUGCCUCUGGUGCUACCAUUUUGCCCAAUAGUUGUGAUUUGCUGUAAUGUAUUCAUACUUUUCUAUAGAGUGGUGCAGCGGUAGAGUUGCUGCCUUACAGCGCUUGCAACACCAGAGUCCCGGGCUCGAUCCCGACUACGGGUGCUGUCAUUAUGGAGUUUGUACGUUCUCCCCAUGACCACGUGGGUUUUCUCUGAGAUCUUCAGUUUCUUCCCACACUCCAAAGACGUACUGGUAUGUAGGUUAAUUGGCUUGGAGUAUGUGUAAAGGAAUUGUCCCUAGUACGUGCAGGAUAGUGUUCAUGUGUGAGGAUCGCCAGUCAACGUGGACUCGGUGGGCCAAAGGGCCUGUUUCCGCUUUGUAUCUCUAAACUAAAAGAAACCUUUGUGUUCUCACAACUUCCAAGGUCACCACCUCUUUUAGAAUAUUACUGUACAAUCCAGCUCAUGUUAUCCUGUGUUUUUUAUCUGAUACUUAAUGGCAUAGCAGGUCAUUGUAUCAGGUAGGAUCAUUGCCAGCUCCUAUGUGAGCAAUCCCUUUGGUCCUCUCAAUUUCUAACAGUGGUUUGUGUACAAUCUUACCUUUAAAGAUAUUCAAAAUUAUUAUUUUUCUGGUUAUCUGUUUAUUCAGUAUACAUUAUUCUUGUUAUUUUCAUUACCUAACAAUACC
Leucoraja erinaceus (little skate) is the source of this 4915-nucleotide messenger RNA. Its product is annotated as type 2 lactosamine alpha-2,3-sialyltransferase-like. The record is from RefSeq and is a predicted model, not a curated record. Gene Ontology annotation, biological process: glycolipid biosynthetic process. Gene Ontology annotation, molecular function: beta-galactoside alpha-2,3-sialyltransferase activity. The coding region runs from base 1034 to 2044 and encodes 336 amino acids. NCBI's taxonomy places the organism in Eukaryota, Metazoa, Chordata, Chondrichthyes, Rajiformes, Rajidae. The transcript has 10 exons.